AUGACCCAAGAACAAGAACAAGCAGUUAUCACGUCUUUACUAGACACCGACCUGUAUAAAAUCACCAUGCAGGCCGGUGUUUAUGAAAACUUUCGAGAUGCAGGCCUUGGAAAUCUACGAUUCACUGCUGAGGAAAUCAACUAUCUGAAGAAAGCUGUUCCUUAUCUUCCUGCAGACUACUUUGAGUAUCUCCAAACAUUCAAGCUAGACCCGGAUUCGCAGGUUGUUGUAGAGUAUCACGAUGACAUUGGAUUACACAUUGAGGUCCGUGGACCUUGGGUCGAAACAAUUCUUUACGAAAUCCCUAUUUUGGCUCUGGUUUCUGAGGGCUACUUUAAGCACAUUGACACUGACUGGACUUAUGAUGGCCAACGCGAAAAAGCCGCAAAUAAGGCCCGCGAUCUUUUGGCUCAUGGAUGUGUUUUUUCAGAGUUUGGCACCCGCCGUCGCCGGUCUUUCCUUUCACAAAAACUAGUGAUUGAAGGGUUAGUUGAUGGAGCCAAUGGCGAUUCGCGUCUCCUUGGAACCUCCAACGUCCUCUUUGCAAAAAUGUUUAACCUAGCACCAAUUGGCACGGUGGCUCAUGAAUGGAUGAUGGGGAUUGCUGCUUAUACCCAGGAUUAUGUGCAUGCCAACCAGCGGUCAAUGGACUAUUGGCUCAAAACCAUGGGCGAUGGAGCAGCAGGAUUUGCACUCACAGAUACUUUUGGAACAGACGAUUAUCUCAAAAGCUUUAAACCACCAUACACUGAUGUGUACAAAGGUGUGCGUCAGGACUCUGGAGACCCUCUGGAGUAUACAAAGCUAAUUGCAGCACACUACAAGAAAUUAGGGUACGCCCCUAAUACCAAGUCCAUCAUUUAUAGUGAUAGUCUGGAUGUGGCAAAGUGCGAGAAAUAUGCAGCGGCCGCUAAAGAGGCUGGACUUGUUCCAUUAUUUGGCGUCGGGACGUUUUUCACAAAUGAUUUUGUGCACACGAGCACAGGUAAGAAAUCGGAGCCACUGAAUAUUGUCAUUAAACUGGCAUCGGUGAACGGCAAACCAGCAAUUAAAUUAAGCGACAAUAUGGGCAAAAAUAUGGGUGAUCCCAAGGAAGUUCGUCGGGUCAAGGAAGAGCUCGGGUAUAUUGAGCGGACCUGGGCUGGCGGUGACGAGGCACACCGGUGGUAG
Molecule: messenger RNA, 1170 nt
Organism: Magnusiomyces paraingens
Lineage: Eukaryota; Fungi; Ascomycota; Dipodascomycetes; Dipodascales; Dipodascaceae
Exons: 3
Coding region: 1-1170 (389 amino acids)
Biological process (GO): NAD+ biosynthetic process
Molecular function (GO): nicotinate phosphoribosyltransferase activity
Source: RefSeq, a predicted model, not a curated record